CUUUUCUUGAACCGCCUCCGCUGUAUCGUCCCUACACUCCCCUCCACCUAGCUAUAUACUCCAAACCCUACAUGCUUAUGGCUUCACUUCAUCGUCCACUGUCCCUUCUUCUUCCUCUUCUACUACUCAUAGUCCUCUCCGAACACUUGGGAUUGGAAGCAGAAGCUCGUAAUCUGCAGAAUCCGACAAAGUUGUUCGUCUUUGGGGACUCGUAUGUAGAUACCGGCAAUGUUGGGAGAGAUGUGGGGAGUUCCUGGAAACAGCCGUAUGGAGUCACCUUUCCCGGAAAACCAGCCGGCCGUUUCUCCGACGGCAGAGUCCUCAGUGAUUUUCUUGCUAAGUAUUUGGGUGUGAGGUCGCCGCUGCCUUACAGAAUGAGAAAUUUGAUGCCACAAUAUGUGAAAUACGGCAUGAACUUUGCAUAUGGUGGCACGGGGGUUUUCAAUACCGCUGCUCACUUCCCAAAUAUGACUGUCCAGAUCGAUUUCUUCCAAGGUCUCAUCACAGACAAAGUGUUCGCCUCCGCUGACCUCGACAACUCCGUCGCUCUCGUCUCCGUCGCCGGCAACGAUUACAGUUUUUAUCUCGCCACAAACGGCACCGCUGAGGGGGCGCAGGCGUUUAUUGCGUCGGUGGUGAACCAGACGCUUAAAAAUGUUGCUCGAAUCCAUGGAUUGGGAGUGAAGAAAAUUGCAGUGAGUGGUCUUCAACCCCUAGGGUGCCUCCCUCAGACGACAGCUUCAUCGUCAUUUUCGCGGUGCAACUCCACCUUUAACAGCUUCGCCACUCUCCACAACACCCUCUUAAGCCAAGGUCUGGCCAAAUUGAAGGAAGAAGCCAACGACAAUUCCAUCGUUGUCGUUCUGGACCUUUACGACAGUUUCAUGUCCGUACUGAACCACCCCUCCACCCAUAACAUAGAGAACCACUUCAAGCCUUGCUGCGUUGGUGUGAGCAGCCAGUACUCGUGCGGCAGCGUGGACGAGAAGACCAUGGCCAAGAAAUACACAGUUUGUGACGAUCCUGAGUCGGCUUUCUUUUGGGAUUUGGUGCACCCAACGCAAGCUGGAUGGCGUGCCGUUUAUAAUAACUUGCGGGCCACCAAUGCUCUUCAACAACUCCAAUGCUAGUCUCUGAUCUUUUCCCUCAAACUCAUUUUCACCCUACAAAAUAAAUUUGGGGGGGGGGGGGGUCUAUGUCUGUUGUCAUAUUGAUCACCGGUUCUUCUGUUUGUUUGUAAUAAUAAUAAUAUGCCCCUUCCAUUUGUUUAAUCAGUUACGUUAUUAGUUGUUCUUGUCAUUUGUAA
This is a messenger RNA of Neltuma alba, 1306 nucleotides long. RefSeq names its product GDSL esterase/lipase At5g03610-like. The coding region runs from base 72 to 1130 and encodes 352 amino acids. The record is from RefSeq and is a predicted model, not a curated record. The transcript has 4 exons. Gene Ontology annotation, molecular function: hydrolase activity, acting on ester bonds. NCBI's taxonomy places the organism in Eukaryota, Viridiplantae, Streptophyta, Magnoliopsida, Fabales, Fabaceae.